Molecule: messenger RNA, 781 nt
Organism: Cyprinodon variegatus (sheepshead minnow)
Lineage: Eukaryota; Metazoa; Chordata; Actinopteri; Cyprinodontiformes; Cyprinodontidae
Gene: ark2ca
Product: ring finger protein 165
Exons: 5
Coding region: 98-601 (167 amino acids)
Molecular function (GO): zinc ion binding; ubiquitin protein ligase activity
Source: RefSeq, a predicted model, not a curated record
CGUUUGAUUGUGCAGGAGAUCGGAGGGGGGCUACAGGGGAUCAUUUCCAUGGACCAUCUGUCUCGCUGGUUGCGCUCACAACAAAGAAGGACCCAGGAUGGUGUUAGUCCAUGUCGGAUAUCUGGUUCUCCCCGUCUUCGGCUCAGUUAGAAAUAGAGGCUUUUUUUUUCUUUUUCAGGUUGUUCAUGAAAUUAGAAAUUACCCAUAUCCUCAGCUGCAUCUGUUGGCCCUGCAGAGUUUAAAUCCUUCAAGGCACGCCACUGCUGUGCGGGAAAGUUAUGAGGAGCUGUUGCAGCUUGAGGACCGACUGGGAAGUGUCAGCAGGGGAGCAGUCCAGACAACAAUAGAAAGAUUCACUUUUCCACACAAAUACAAGAAGAGAAAACCUCUGCAACUAAAGAUUGGAGAGGAGGAGGAGGAAACAGACGUGGAUGAGAAGUGCACUAUCUGUUUGUCCAUGCUGGAGGAUGGAGAGGAUGUCAGGCGAUUGCCCUGCAUGCACCUCUUCCACCAGGGCUGUGUGGACCAAUGGCUGGCUACCAGCAGGAAGUGUCCAAUCUGUCGGGUUGACAUCGAAACACAGCUGAACCCCGACAGCUGAUGAGAUUUGACUCCUUGUGAUUCACUCACUCUUGUGUGAUUCCUUUCUCUCUUCCAUCCUGGCUUGCCGGUCAGCUCCCACAUGACACAGUCCAUGUGUGCCCUCCAAACCUCCCUCCCCCCACCUUAGUGGGUGCUUUGCCAAAUGUCUCCAGACUUCACGCGGCAAUGAAAAAAAAAA